AUGUCAACCAACGAUACCUUCGUCCCAUCAUACGAAACAUGUAAAGAAGUAUCCGAAAGUUGCCCUGUCGAAUUCACGGCUUAUGGGACCAAUCUUUCGAAGCCUGCUGCAACCUUUUUUGGGAUUGCAUUUGGAAUAUGUGCAGUACUUCAGCUUUACUUUGGCAUGCGAUCUAGAACAUGGUCAUUUAUAAUAUGGCUCGGAAUUGGGACCAUUUUUGAGGUUAUUGGGUACUGGGCGCGCGUCAGUCUGUCGAAGAACCCCUGGGACGUGAACGCUUUCACUCAACAAUACCUCACCCUUCUUCUUGCUCCUACUUUAGUCGCCGCAGCAAUUUCUGUCACCUUCAAACACAUCGUCAUCUGGUAUGGCACGGAGUGGUCCGUCCUUCGCCCUUCACUAUAUCCAUGGGUUUUUGUGGGAACAGACUUUCUCUCGAUCUUUAUCCAAGUAGCUGGCGGUGCCAUCACGGCAUCCAAUACUUCCGGUUCAAACACCAAUGAGACCUUGUCAAAGAUCGGCGAGAAGCUGGUCGUCGGAGGUGUUGCUUUCCAGGUUGCCAACAUGCUUUGCUGCGGCCUGCUCAUGUUGGUUUACGUCAUAAGACGCAAGUCAGCUCUCAAAAGGGGUGGAAGGCAUUCUAGAGGCGGAAGACAUUCGAGAGGCGGACGGCACUCGAAAAACGGACGGCACUCGAAAAACGGACGACGCUCGAAAGGUGGGCGGCGUUCGAAAGGUGGGAGGCGCUCGGGUAGCGACGCCUAUUCAUCGAGCCGCGAUGAACCCGCCAUGUCCCGAGCCUCAGCAUCUAGGCGUGAGGCUAGCCGUGUUCGGAAGUUUGUUUAUGCCAUCACUGUGGCAUACAUCGCAAUUCUAACACGGUGCUCCUACCGGAUUGCGGAAAACAUACCUGCCAUUUCCCUAGAGAUUUUGCGCAAUGAAGCUUUGUUUUUGGGCCUCGACAGCACGAUGAUUCUCAUUGCCGUCGGUGCAGUCUCUGUUUUUCACCCGUACAUAUUCUUUCCCUUCCUGAAAGAGUCCAAGCACAUGGAUAAAAGGAGUAGACAUGAUCAUGGAUAUAGCAUGCGCCAGAUGGUAUAG
Messenger RNA from Colletotrichum truncatum, 1101 nucleotides. RefSeq names its product RTA1 like protein. NCBI's taxonomy places the organism in Eukaryota, Fungi, Ascomycota, Sordariomycetes, Glomerellales, Glomerellaceae. The record is from RefSeq and is a predicted model, not a curated record. Gene Ontology annotation, cellular component: plasma membrane; fungal-type vacuole.